UUUGUGCACUUCAUAUUUGCAGACGCUGACUUUACCUUACUAUGGGCAACCUUGUUAGGGAGCAAGCCAGGUAACAACACCUGUCCCGUAAUUUUAUUGAUCAAGAACUCCAGGCAGUCGCCACUGCUGGCAAUGUACAAGGAGUUUUUCAAUAUAGAUAUAUUGUAACCAGUGGCCUGUAUUGAUGGAGGCUUCCCCCCCAAAAAAGUAUUAUAAUAACAUUAAAUAAUGUAUCUUUCGUCUCUGUGUUUCAUAAUUGUCCUUCAAUUCGCAAGAGGCUGAAUGUAUCUCACAGGAGAAAGCAUCCGAGGCGAGCGAAACAGCGACCUCUGUCUCUCUACGUGUAGGCCAUCUAUCUGAUACUGUCUGGUGCAAACGAGUAUGACAUUGUUGUGCCCGUAGCAUUGAAUAUAAGGGAACCCAGCGAGCAUUUGGCCACAGAUAGAACAAUGAGACAGGUAUUUCACUGGAUGUAUAAAUGUGAAGCAUCCUCUUGGCGUUUCCACUCACUACCAAAUAUGUACUCAAAGCAACCUUUACCUUGGUUGCUUACCCUCAAGGUUCAAGAGGGGCCAAUUACAACAAGGUGUAGGGACUAGGGGGCUCAUUUAUCAAUCAUGCGUAGGCACAGAGUAAACCAUGCGUGGGAUCAUUUCCACCCACAGUGUGCGAUUUUUCAAUAUGAACGUUUGCUUGAGUGUGCGUAAAUUUGCACAUGGUCAUGACAUGCUUAAUUAUGCACAGUGCCAAGUGAUGGAACAAGGGAACUGCUUGUCAAGCCUAUAAUGGGGAAAAUAUACACUAUAUAUACAAAAGAAUGUGGACACCCCUUCAAAUUAGUGGAUUUGGCUAUUUCAGCCACACCCGUUGCUGUCAGGUGUAUAAAAUUGAGCACUGCAAUCUCCAUAGACAAACAUUGGCAGUAGAAUGGCCUUACUGAAGAGCUCAGUGACUUUCAACGUGGCACCGUCAUAGGAUGCCACCUUUCCAACAAGUCAGUUCGUCAAAUUUCUGCCCUGCUAGAGCUGCCCCGGUCAACUGUAAGUGCUGUUAUUGUGAAGUGGAAAAGUCUAGGAGCAACAACGGCUGGCGAAGUGGUAGGCCACACAAGCUCACAGAACGGGACCACCAAGUGCUGAAGCAUGGAGCGCGUAAAAAUCGAGCAGCACACAAGCCUAAGAUCACCAUGUGCAAUGCCAAGCGUUGGCUGGAGUGAUGUAAAGCUCGCCGCCAUUGGACUCUGGCGCAGUGGAAACGCGUUCUCUGGAGUGAUGAAUCACGUGCACCAUCUGGCAGUCCGAAAGACGAAUCUGGGUUUGGCGGAUGCCAGGAGAACGAUUCCUGCCCGAAUGCAGAGUGCAGACUGUAAAGUUUGGUGGAGGAGGAAUAAUGGUCUGGGGCUGUUUUGCAUGGUUUGGGCUAGGCCCCUUAGUUCCAGUCAAGGGAAAUAUUAACGCUACAGCAUACAAUGAUAUUCUAGACGAUUCUGUGCUUCCAAAUUUGUGGCAACAGUUUGGGAAAGGCCCUUUCCUGUUUCAGCAUGACAAUGCCCCCGUGCACAAAGCGAGGUCCAUAAAGAAACGUUUUGUCGAGAUCAGUGUGGAAGAACUUGACAGACCUGCACAGAGCCCUGACCUCAACCCCAUCGAACACCUUUGGGAUGAAUUGGAACGCCGACUGCGAGCCAGGCCUAAUCGCCCAACAUCAGUGCCCGACCUCACUAAUGCUGUUGUGGCUGAAUGGAAGCAAGUCCCCGCAGCUAUGUUCCAACAUCUAGUGGAAAGCCUUCCCAGAAGAGUGGAGGCUGUUAUAACAGCAAAGGAGGGACCAACUCCAUAUUAAUGCCCGUGAAUGAGAUGUUCGAGGAGCAGGUGUCCACAUACCUUUGGCCAUGUAGGGUAUGUUGAAAAUGUGUGAAAUUGUGAGAGUAAUAAUUAAAGCAUGUUUUGAUUUCAUUGUAUUUCCAUUGUGAAUUCAUGCAACAUAUCUUGACAUAUCAGUGCAUUUGUUACGAUAAUAAUCCAUAUAAAGUACAGUAAUUUGUUAAAUUAGAGGUACAUGUGAAAGUGAAACCAUUGUUGAAAUCAGUGACGAUUUUAGCAUGUAAAUCUUGGUGGGGCAAACAAAAACUAAAAUUGGGGGAUGCAUGCCAGCAAAAGCCACUACACAACACAACACUAAACAAUACAUUAAUUGCACUAUAACGGUGACAAAUGGUGCCCACAAACUGUUAGGGCCUAAAUAAUGCUGUCCCAACAGCAGAGUCCCAACAGCAGUCCCAACACCUUACCACUGGUACACCUGGCUAUCAGCGGAGCCUUGUCUGGCAGCGAAACAGUUCAUUCAGCCUCAUUUACUGCCUUUAAAAAAAACAUAGCUGAUAUGGCUGACUUGCUUAAACAGAUGUGGUUUCUACUGACAAUUGAGAUGUACAAACUAGGGCAUAAGGAGACAACAAGCGGAUAAGAGGCAAUAAGUAAUUUCGAUUAAGACAUUAAUGAGCGAGCUAGGACGGACGUAGUCAAUAUAACUAUUUGUUCAACACUUUUGAAAUAUACAGUGACAGAAUUCAGAACAUGGGCCGUUCUUACAGUGUUCUCCCUGUACACCAAGUCAGAACCGUAAAGGGGGCAUAUAAUCAGACAAUGAAAGCGCUUACAAUAUUCAAUGAUUACAUUUCUCUAAAACAGGUUAUAGGCUACAUGUGCACCACCAAGUCAGAACAGUAGGCAAAAUUAAGAGGGGAAAAUAGACAAAAUUAUUAGGGUGAUGCAAAUGGGCUACAAACAGCUUACUACACAACAUACACUUAGUAUUACUUUCUUAGCUAUAGUAUACAAUCAUGUCAAAUCCGUUACUAUGUUGUGAUGUCAUUAAAGACGGUGGAACAACAUAACUGUAUCUCUGGGUGUGUACACUUCCCAGUUAUGAGGUUUGCAUCUAAUUGUUGUAUAAAAUGAAUGAUUAAGUAUAACAAUACUUUUGUGAAGAUAACAAUGUGAAUUUAGCAUUCUAGAUGAGAUGAUUGUUUUCCAUAUUGAUUUGUUCUUAGUCAGUGGCCACGCCCAGAUGAGCACAAACAUGAUGGAAAGCCCCUUUUACCCCGAGUGCAUAAAAAGCCUUGUGACUAAAUUUACCUCAGACCAGGAAGCCCCAUGGCUUAAAAUGGUUGACACUCUACAAGACCAGCAGACGUGAAGCGUGAGCUAAACGUUACACAUUGGUUUAAAACUACAACUCCAUUACCAAAGGAAGACCAGCAGACGUGAAGCGUGAGCUAAAUGUUGCAAAUGGUUGAAUUUCUACCAGACCAGGAAGCGUGAAGCUGAAGCUGCAUGUUACAAAAUGGUUAGACCAGAAAGACCAGAAAACGUGAGACGUUAGUCCACACGUUUGAAAUGGAGAAACUCUGAAACUCUCAACCUCUACACGAGGUGAAGAAGAAGACAAUGCACUAGACCUUAUCAUCUCAGUCUGCAGCUGGCAUGUAUAGUCGUCUAGAGAACUUUCACUAAAGACAUGAGUUGGGAAGGACAAUCCCUCUCAGACAACCGCUGGUACAUCUAAAGAAUCCAUUCUAACCACAACUACGACCAGAAACUUUACCAAGGACACUGGGAUCUCUGGUGGGCAAACCAGAGUCCUACAUCAUCAACUCAACUAUCGAGGACAGCUACACGUAAAUACAUGUUGCAUUUCUAAUCCGAAUGAGCGUUUAGUGGGGUUUUAAGCAUUUGUAUUUCCGUGAGCAUAGUUUCCAAAGUAACCACGAUAGUUUGAAUCUCUGUCUUUCCCUUCCACUCUGACCCUCCUUCUACCCAAGCAUUCAUGCUAUUGUUAGUCCAGUCCACUAGGGACCUGUUUUCAUUGUAUUACGUUAGUAAUCAAUAACCUAUGUGUGUGUGUGUUUGUAUUGUGUUAUUAUUUAGUUAGUUAGUAAAUAAAUAAUUAAGCCAAUUUGUGUAUUGCUGAUUCAUCAAUAAGGUCAGGGUUCUUGCAGGUUCAAGGAUUCUGCGACGUUCCGAAUGAGACUGAUAAGAGGUAAUUAUUUGAUAAGUGACUGUUAUCGAUAUAUAAAAUAAAUAUAUUCUAAGAGUUUAAUUCGGGAGAUGGUAACUCGUUAAACAACUUCUUCCGUGGUGCCCCAAAUUCCUGAUGAGUUAAUUGUUACAUGAUUAAUUUAAUCGAGUGACAAUUAAACAUAGUUAGGCGAUUCGAUAAAUAACAGUCAUACAUUAAAGUAAGUCACGUCACGACAAUGGCUUAUUGGUGAGUGCCUACUCAUUUGAAGUAUAUUUGCCAUUGCUAAAGCAACUUGAGUUGUCCUAGUGGUCCUUUCUUUUUUAUUUUUACUGAUCAAGCCACAACUGAGCGAGCCAAAUAAAACCUUUUGGUUGUCCUCAAUCUCUGACACUAGCACCUGUAUUUCAGUCUCGUAAAAGUUUUUUUUUCUUAGCUAUUUUGGAUUGCGCCCUUGUAUUUCAUGGUACCGCGUUGUAUAUUCCCAACGGGGUUUAAAGGUAUGAUUUUGACCAUAUUUGGUUAAUUAGGGGCGUUUCGAAAUGCAAACUGCCAUGGUCGUGCACGAGCACUGAGGCUGAGAACAGAGUGACAAGAUGGUAGUCAGGGGAACCCAUUGAGGGUGGUAAAAAGGCGGGCAGGAAAAAAAGGAAGGAAGUGGAACAUAUUAAGAGGAAAUAUGGAGUACUGCAGAAGGAAAUUGAACAUGAUGAGAGUGAGGAUUAAUUAACUGCGGUGUCAGGUGCAGUAAAGACCAUAGAGUUUGAGCCUCUUCCCGAUGGUGAUAAAUACGUUUUUUUGCCCAGUGUGUGAGAUCUUGGGAGAGAAUGGAUCCUUGCCUUCUGGCUGAUCCAUAUGUGAUGUCAGGUUGGAUGGAGAAGAGGUUGGGGAAAGUUGGGUCGGUGAAAGUGACUGGAAGGGGAAUUGUGUCGAUUUUUUGUGUUUCUGCCAUUCAGAGCGAGCAUGCGCUUAGCACCACGCGACUGGAGACAAGAACUGUGAUUUGCUUUCCUCUCAGGAGCAGGGUGCCAUUGAAAGGAGUGAUAACUGGAGUGGCGUUAAAUGUUGAGCAGGGCCAACUAAAGUUGAAGAUUCCUGGUAUCUGAAACAGAGAAGACACUGUCUGUACUACUGAAUUUUUAUGUUUUUACUAGAUAAAGUCAAGUUAGGAUGUGUCAGUUAUGCCGUGAGAGAUGUUGGCGCAAACCCAUUACGGUGUUUUAGGUAUCAAGCUUAUGGUCAUGUGGCAGCAGUGUGUAGGAGGGAGAUUCCUAGAUGUGAGAAGUGUGCAGGAGGACAUGAGACAAAGGAAUGUGUAGUAUCAGUGGAAAAGGUUGUGUGUGUAAACUGUAGGGGUACCCAUGGUGCUGGAGAUCAGAGGUGGCUGGUGAGAGAAAGGCAGGUUGGGGUUGCCAGGAUCAGAGUAGUGCAUAAGGUGUCGUAUGCUGAGGCAGUGAAGAGAGUAGUAGAGGAAGAUGGGUCCAGGGUGAGGGAUCCUAAGAGGAUCCCUGUGAGCAGGCCGAGGUCAAUAGAGAGUGAUAGGAAUAACAUGUGCUUCAGUAUUUCUCUUAUUUUUUUGCUGUUCAUGGCCAUGGUUGUCAACUGUACUGCAGGAAUGGAACGUAAAUCACAGAGGAUGGAUGUUGUGGUGGCAGCUGCAGAGAAGUACCUGGGUGUACAAGAUUUUAUUGCAGAAGAGUUACAAGGUGUUUUGAACGAUAGUGUCCCGUCCUCCCAGGUUGAUGGCCUGGUGUAGGAUCAGAUAGGGCCAAAGUAGUGGAAUAGUGAUGAGGUUUUAAUGGGUGUAUGGUUAGUUGGUAGGGCAAUUUUUACACAAAGUGUAAUGAAUUUAUACUACAGAAUAGUAGGCUGAUACACAGACAAUAUAGUAGGUGGCGGCAUGCACCUAUAACAUUUGUUUGCGGACCACCAUAAUACCAAAGAAGAAGAGACUGAGAACAAUUGGUAUUUAUCUAUGGUUUUCUCCUAUCGGUGUGUGUAAGACACUCGUAGGAUUGUUUGAUAAAUCAUACUUUUUCUAUGCGUUUGACCAUUGUAAAUUCAGUUCGUAAGUAGUAUUUUAGAAUAGUUUAUAUGCAGUAUUGAUAAAUGAGGCCGCUGGUCUAUAAUGGUUGAAAAAGGUGGGUAACCAGGUAAUAGGGGAUAUGAAAGCCACAACUGUACUAUGAUACAAUAUGACCCUCCACCAGCACUCUCAAACAAGGCUGUAGCAGAGAGGAAGAGCGAGGCCCAACUCGGUGGAAAAUCUCCCUCCCCUUUUAUUGUUUCGCCCACCAAGCAUGGAGGUCAAAAUGAGUGUCGAAUUUGGUCAACAAAAAAAUAUAUCUUAUUUGCUAUGUGAGGUUUAUUUGAUUGAAUAUACGUUUUGUAACGCUUAAGUUGUUACGAGUGUACUGAUAUAAGUAGGACAGGUGACAUCCCGACAACUUUGAGAAAAAACACUUUAUAUUGGAGUUGUCUCGAGAUGGCUAUGCAUAUUCAUGGCAUGAGGCUAGUAGCAUAGCAUCUCUCUCAUCGAAUAUUCAAAAAAGGAUUACAAUAAUGAGAUGUAUCCACCAAUCCAAAGAAAGGGUUGGAGGGAGCUAGACAGCCCACAGUGCCGCUUUGUGGACAACAACUCCCAUUGUUAGGGCGGAGAGACAUGUAUCUUCUUGUCAGUAUAUCCAUAAUCUUUGGCUGUAGUACUGUUUCUCAGUAUUUUCAGGUCAGAGGUUGAAGAACCCUAGCCUGGUGGAACCAGCCUGAUCGCUUCAUUCACCAUUCUAUUUCCCUUCAAAUAGAAUGGUGAACACAGCAAUCAGGCUGGUUCCACCAGGCUAUGAACAGUGAACACCCUACUGUACUCUACCUACAAACAGGCACAGUAUUAGCUGUGAACAGUAACACAAUUGGCUGGUUGUCUUCUAGAGACCAAGUUGAAUGGACUGGUGGUAUAGGGGAGGAGCUGGCUUACCAACUAGCUGGAUGUGGGUCUCGUCUGAUUCUAUCAGCCUGCUGAGUGGAUGAGUUGGAUCAGGUGAAACGUCACUGUUUGGGUGAGUGAGAAUGUUCUGCAGUCUAAUGAAGGCCACACAUGCUCUUGCACACCAUUGUGUUGAUUAACUUGACUAUUAAGAAUGAAACAUUUCAUAGCCUACCACUUCGAUGCAUUAACAGUAGUAAUUGUGAUUUUAUACACCUCCUAGCCCCGCAAUUUCUGACCGGGUUAACAUUUAAAAUGUUUCUUCCCCAAGAGCGCUCCAACUUACAAGAGAAGGACAUUCUUGUACUUCCACUUGAUUUGCUGGAGAGGGCAUCCCAUGAGGCAAAAACUAAAACUUGCUAUCCUGCACUUUGGCAAUGUAAGGCUACUACGCUAAUUUAUAACUCUCCCUUAUCACUCUAUCUCAGUGGGAUUUUAAGUAAGCUUAAUUUAACUUUAGUGUCUGACAAUUUCCACUCAAUCAAGGUUGAAGAAGUAACCAUUCAUUAGUCACGUAGGACAUAGUUUCUUAGCAUUUACUUAAUAGUCUGGCCAGACUGGCCUUACUUAUUUAAAAGACAAGACAUUGUAUUCAACAGACAUGCUCACUACCAACCAGCUCCCAGAGGCAAAUUAUGCACAUGCUCAACAUGAAAAUGGAAUUCAAGGCUAAGUUCAGUUGUGAUAGGUGAUUUGAAGGAGUCAGGCGCAGGAGGGUAAAUCACAGAAUACAGAAUUUAUUCCGGAAUACAGAGUUACACAGAAAUGCGUCAAACAGUCCAGUGCGCAAAACAGGCGCACUGGAACCAAACAGGCACACAGGGGGAAAAAAUACCCUGGCAAUACAAAAUACACAGAGCUCAACCGAGCUACACUCUCCUCACAAUAAACAGUCACACACAAGGACAAGGGGGCAGAGGGAACACUUAUACAAGUACUAAUGAGGCGAUAUGAACCAGGUGUGUGUAAUAAACAAGACAAAACAAAUGGAAUGAUGAGAUGAGGAGCGGCUGUGGCUAGAAGGCCGGUGACGACGAACGCCAAAGCCUGUCCAAACCAGGAGAGGAGGCAGCUUCGGAGGAUGUCGUGACACCAGUACAGCUCAGUCUUAUUAGAUGUGUUGUCUUAUUCUAAGGGCUCUAUUUUAUAAAGCCUAACACAAUAGUAAAGGUUUGGGGGUGUGUCAGAAAUAUUUGUGCUAUUUUCACAACCAGAAUUAUGUGAGCAGUAGCUGGCGGUGGCAUGUAAAGGCUGGGUUUUGAUGAAUAAACAAGUUGUAGGUGUGUCUCUAGGCUUGACUCCUCACUGGCCAAUCAGAACGUGCUCCAUGGCAAAAUAUGUGGUUGCUUUAAUCCGUGUAUUUAGUAUUUUAUGUUUUGCAUUGUCAUCAACUCCAAUUAGAAUGUUAGUCCGUUACAGCCUAGUUUGUUAAAUAGCCUACAGAAACAAAAUAACAAAAUAUAGGAUAUCCCAUAUUUGCUAAAUAUGUUGAACAUGUUUGCAGUCCACAUUGUUCUAAUUAAAUGCAUGGCUUCAAUAUGGAAAAAUAUUGUUACAGUGGGGAAAAAAAGUAUUUAGUCAGCCACCAAUUGUGCAAGUUCUCCCACUUAAAAAGAUGAGAGAGGCCUGUAAUUUUCAUCAUAGGUACACGUCAACUAUGACAGACAAAUUGAGAGAAAAAAAUCCAGAAAAUCACAUUGUAGGAUUUUUAAUGAAUUUAUUUGCAAAUUAUGGUGGAAAAUAAGUAUUUGGUCAAUAACAAAUGUUUCUCAAUACUUUGUUAUAUACCCUUUGUUGGCAAUGACACAGGUCAAACGUUUUCUGUAAGUCUUCACAAGGUUUUCACACACUGUUGCUGGUAUUUUGGCCCAUUCCUCCAUGCAGAUCUCCUCUAGAGCAAUGAUGUUUUGGGGCUGUCGCUGGGCAACACGGACUUUCAACUCCCUCCAAAGAUUUUCUAUGGGGUUGAGAUCUGGAGACUGGCUAGGCCACUCCAGGAUCUUGAAAUGCUUCUUACGAAGCCACUCCUUCGUUGCCCGGGCGGUGUGUUUGGGAUCAUUGUCAUGCUGAAAGACCCAGCCACGUUUCAUCUUCAAUGCCCUUGCUGAUGGAAGGGGGUUUUCACUCAAAAUCUCACGAUACAUGGCCCCAUUCAUUCUUUCCUUUACACGGAUCAGUCGUCCUGGUCCCUUUGCAGAAAAACAGCCCCAAAGCAUGAUGUUUCCACCCCCAUGCUUCACAGUAGGUAUGGUGUUCUUUGGAUGCAACUCAGCAUUCUUUGUCCUCCAAACACGACGAGUUGAGUUUUUACCAAAAAGUUAUAUUUUGGUUUCAUCUGACCAUAUGACAUUCUCCCAAUCCUCUUCUGGAUCAUCCAAAUGCACUCUAGCAAACUUCAGACGGGCCUGGACAUGUACUGGCUUAAGCAGGGGGCACUGCAGGAUUUGAGUCCCUGGCGGCGUAGUGUGUUACUGAUGGUAGGCUUUGUUACUUUGGUCCCAGCUCUCUGCAGGUCAUUCACUAGGUCCCCCCGUGUGGUUCUGGGAUUUUUGCUCACCGUUUUUGUGAUCAUUUUGACCCCACGGGGUGAGAUCUUGCGUGGAGCCCCGAAUCGAGGGAGAUUAUCAGUGGUCUUGUAUGUCUUCCAUUUCCUAAUAAUUGCUCCCACAGUUGAUUUCUUCAAACCAAGCUGCUUACCUAUUGCAGAUUCAGUCUUCCCAGCCUGGUGCAGGUCUACAAUUUUGUUUCUGGUGUCCUUUGACAGCUCUUUGGUCUUGGCCAUAGUGGAGUUUGGAGUGUGACUGUUUGAGGUUGUGGACAGGUGUCUUUUAUACUGAUAACAAGUUCAAACAGGUGCCAUUAAUACAGGUAACGAGUGGAGGACAGAGGAGCCUCUUAAAGAAGAAGUUACAGGUCUGUGAGAGCCAGAAAUCUUGCUUGUUUGUAGGUGACCAAAUACUUAUUUUCCACCAUAAUUUGCAAAUAAAUUCAUUAAAAAUCCUACAAUGUGAUUUUCUGGAUUUCUUUUUCUCAAUUUGUCUGUCAUAGUUGACGUGUACCUAUGAUGAAAAUUACAGGCCUCUCUCAUCUUUUUAAGUGGGAGAACUUGCACAAUUGGUGGCUGACUAAAUACUUUUUUUCCCGACUGUACAUAGCAUUCACACUGAUAUAGGCCUACUGUAGGCCUAAAAUGCAUUAUGUCUGAGCCAUGGACUUGCCAAACGGUGUCAAUGAUCAAGAUUCAAUUCACUAUUCAUAAGAUCUAAAAAGACACUGAAUAAUUCUAAUCCAAGUCUAAAAAAAUAAAACUUGUUUUAAAUUAUCUAAAUACAGUUACAGGCACCAUAAUUGCUCCCUGUUGGCAUAUAAUAUUAGGCCUAAGACAACAUAGACUAUGGAGGGUUUUGCGCACAUCCAAACUGUUCACAGGAGCUGGAAAAAGAUCCAAUAUAAAGAGAAAGUGGAAAUGGAAAUGUCUACUUAAGCAAUAAGGCAUGAGGGUGUGUGGUAAACACACACCCUCAUGAGUGAGCUCGCUCUCGCUUCGUGUCUUCCUCUCUGCUGAAACCAUAUCACCGGAGAAAGCAUCCAAGCGAGCGAAACAGUGCCCCUUCUAUGGUCGUGUCUACACUUGACACUUACAGUGCCUUGCAAAAGUAUUCAUCCCCCUUGGCAUUUUUCCUAUUUUGUUGCAUUACAAUCUGUACUUUAAAUUGAUUUUUAUUUGGAUUUCAUGUAAUGGACAUACACAAAAUAGUCCAAAUUGGUGAAGUGAAAUGAAAAAAAGAACUUGUUUCCACAAAUUAUACAAAAUAAAUCACGGAAAAGUGGUGCGUGCAUAUGUAUUCACCCCCUUUGCUAUGAAGCCCCUAAAUAAGAUCUGGUGCAUCCAAUUACCUUCAGAAGUCACAUAGUUAGUUAAAUAAAGUCCACCUGUGUGCAUUCUAAGUGUCACAUGAUCUCAUUAUAUAUACACCUGUUCUGAAAGGCCCCAGAGUCUGCAACACCACUAAGCAAGGGGCACCACCAAGCAAGCGGCACCAUGAAGACCAAGGAGCUCUCCAAACAGGUCAGGGACAUAUUUGUGGAGAAGUACAGAUCAGGGUUGGGUUAUAAAAAAAGAUCAGAAACUUUGAACAUCCCAGGGAGCACCAUUAAAUCCAUUAUAAAAAAUGGAAAGAAUAUGGCACCACAACAAACCUGCCAAGAGAGGGCCGCCCACCAAAACUCACGGACCAGGCAAGGAGGGCAUUAAUCAGAGAGGCAAAAAAGAGACCAAAGAUUACCCUGAAGGAGCUGCAAAGCUCCACAGUGGAUAUUGUAGUAUCUGUCCAUAGGACCACUUUAAGCCGUACACUCCACAGAGCUGGGCUUUAUGGAAGAGUGGCCAGAAAAAAGCCAUUGUUUAAAGGAAAAAAUAAGCAAACACGUUUGGUGUUCGCCAAAAGGCAUGUGGGAGACUCCCCAAACAUAUGGAAGAAGGUACUCUGGUCAGAUGAGACUGAAAUUGAGCUUUUUGGCCAUCAAGGAAAACGCUAUGUCUGGGGCAAACCCAACACUUCUCAUCACCCUGAGAACACCAUCCCCACAGUGAAGCAUGGUGGUGGCAGCAUCAUGCUGUGGGGAUAUUUUUCAUCGGCAGGGACUGGGAAACUGGUCAGAAUUGAAGGAAUGAUGGAUGGAGCUAAAUACAGGGAAAUUAUUGAGGGAAACCUGUUUCAGUCCUCCAUAGAUUUGAGACUGGGACGGAGGUUCACCUUCCAGCAGGACAAUGACCCUAAGCAUACUGCUAAAGCAACACUCAAAUGGUUUAAGGGGAAACAUUUAAAUGUCUUGGAAUGGCCUAGUCAAAGCCCAGACCUCAAUCCAAUUGAGAAUCUGUGGUAUGACUUAAAGAUUGCUGUACACCAGCGGAACCCAUCCAACUUGAAGGAGCUGGAGCGGUUUUGCCUUGAAGAAUGGGCAAAAAUCCCAGUGGCUAGAUGUGCCAAGCUUAUAGAGACAUACCCCAAGAGACUUGCAGCUGUAAUUGCUGCAAAAGGUGGCUCUACAAAGUAUUGACUUUGGGGGGGUGAAUAGUUAUGCACGCUCAAGUUUUCUGUUUUUUUGUCUUAUUUCUUGUUUGUUUCACCCCAAAAAAUAUUUUGCAUCUUCAAAUUUGUAGGCAUCUUGUGUAAAUCAAAUGAUACAAACCCCCCAAAAAUAUAUUUUACUUCCAGGUUGUAAGGCAACAAAAUAGGAAAAAUACCAAAGGGGGUGAAUACUUUCGCAAGCCACUGUACAUGCGACUUCUGAUAUCAGAAUACGAAGAUCGCAUUGAAAAGACGAGUCUAGACGCACAAAAGUUGCUUUGUUGUCUGAUUGUGUUCAGAUCUGGCUGACCACUUCAGGAGGUGGUCAGGGAUACAUUGUGUGCGUCCUCAGUCUGGACGCAAUCAGGCUACUGAAAGCGCAUAACUACAAUGGGCGACAUCAUUAGCACUUCUCCCACAAGUCUCCAUAAAACGUGUGUUUUGGGACUGAGAGACACCUUUUCAUUAUGACAUUGGAGGAAAUACAUUCCUAGCGUGUGAGGAACGUAUUUGCUGGACUCAUAAAUGCUAGCCAGCUAGCUAAUACAGAGGUUAGCUGGCUAGUUAGCUACAGUAGUUAGUUACUGCCAUCAGUAGUUGUUGGUGUUGUGUUAUAAGUAUCCCUCUAGGCUGGGUAAAGUCCUAUUUAUCAGGUAGGGAGCAAGUAGUAGAUGUUAAUGGUUCACUGUCUCAGGCAAAAGCAAUGAGAUGUGGCAUUCCGCAGGGGAGCGUGCUUGGGCCUCUACUGUUUUUACUGUAUAUUAAUUAUAUGAAAGAUGCUUUUUCUUGCCGUGUUUUCCUUUAUGCGGAUGACUCUACACUUCUGGUGUCUCACAAAAGUAAAACUAUGUUGGAGAGCAUACUUAGCAUAGAGCUUACUAACAUUAGCAAAUAGCUUGGCGAUAAUAAGCUAUCUCUGCACUUAGGUAAAACUGAGGCAAUUAUUUUUGGGUCCAGACCUAAAUUGAGUAGGUCCUCUGAAAUCAGAGUGGAGUUAUGGGGUGAGGUGCUGACUACUGAAACCUCUGUUAGCUACCUGCAGGGUUGGGUAGGUUACAUUCUAAAUGUAAUCCGUUAGUUACUAGUUACCUGUCCAAAAUUGUAAUCAGUAACGUAACUUUUGGAUUACCUGAACUCAGUAACGUAAUCAAAUUACUUUUAGAUUACUUUCCCCUUAAAAGGCAUUAGAAGAAGACAAAAAUAAAUAUUUCCAAUUGAAUGGCAUCUAUUGCAGGAUAAAUCAAUGUUAGAGUUUACAUAGUUGGCCAUAAAUGGAUGUUGCAUUUUACUUGAUGAGUUGGUUAUGUAGCUUUCUUCUAACCAAUUGCUUUCUACUACAGAUAAUAAGACCAUUAGGCUAUAUUUGAUUUUGUUUUAUUAGGAUCCCCAUUAGCCGAUGCCAAUGGCGACAGCUAGUCUUACUGGGGUCCGACACAUAACGAAAAAUACAUUACAGACAAAAUACUUUACAAUUUACAUACAUUUAAAAACAUUAACAUGUAGUGUGUGUGUGUGCAUCUAUCAGUUACACAUACAUGUCAGUACAUACACACAACAAGUAGGUAAUAUGGGGGAGAGGCGUUGUGCCAUGAGGUGUUGCUUUAUUUGUUUUUUUAAACCAGGUUUGCUGUUCACAGGUUUGCUGUUCACUCACAAUCAUGGCUCUGUGUAAUGCUGUAUGUUUCCUUGAAUUUGUUCUGGACCUGGGGACUGUGAACAGACCCCUGGUGGCAUGUCUGGUGGGGUAAGUGUGUGUGUCAGUGCUAUAUGUAAGUUGACUAUGCAAACAAUUUUGAAUUUCUAACACAUUAAUGUUUCUUAUAAAAACAGGAAUUGAUGCAGUCAGUCUUUCCCCAGCUCUUAGCCAAGAGAGACUGGGAUGCAUAGCAUUGAUAUUAGCCCUCUGAUUACAAUGAAGAGCAAAAUGUGCCACUCUGUUCUGGGCCAGCUGCAGCUUAACUAGGUCCUUUGCAGCACUUGACCAUAUGACUGGACAAUAAUCAAGAUAAGAUCAAACUAGAGCCUGCAGGACUUGCUUUGUGGAGUGUGGUGUCAAAAAAGCAGAGCAUCUCUUUAUCACAGACAGACUUACAACAAUUCAAUAUUUUUUGACCAUGACAGUUUAGAAUCUAAGGUAACAACAAGUAAUUUAGUCUCCUCAACUUGUUCAACAGCCACACCAUUCAUUUCCAGAUUCAGCUGAGGUCUAGAACUUAGAAAAUGACUUGUACCAUAUACAAUGCUCUUAAUUUUAGAGAUGUUCAGGACCAGUUUAGUACUGGCCACCCAUUCUAAAACUGACUGCAACUCUUUGUUUAGGGUUGCAGUGAUUUCACUAGCUGUGGUUGCUGACGCGUAUAGGGUUGAAUCAUUAGCUUACAUGGACACACAGGCUGAAAUCUAACAGUACAGCUCCCACAAUCUUCUUAUUAUGAAUUUAUUUCAACCAAUCAUCAGUUAAUUGUGUCAGUGUAGUACAUGUUGAGUGCCCUUCUCUAUAAGCAUGCUGAAAGUCUGUUGUUAAUUUGUUUAUAGAUAAAUAGCAUUGUAUUUAAAUGACACUGGCUUCCCUCUAGGCCUGAGGGCAAACACUAUCUUUACAUUAAAAACCAAAGUCUGUCAGAUUUCCAGUCAUUCCAAUUAAUUUAAUACCCCUUGAUCUUCAAGAAUAGGACUUGGAAAUGUGGAAAUAUAGAUUCGCCAAAUUGUUUUACCUGAGCAUAACCCAAAAACGAAGGACUUAUUAGCCUACUCUGUUGUUUAUGCUGCUCUCAUGGAAUGGCAAGCUUGAGCACUACACUCUUAGAAAAAAAGAGUUCCAAAAGGGUUCUUCGGCUGUCCCCAUAGGAGAACCCUUUUUGGUUCCAGGAAGAACCCUUUUUGGUUCCAGGUAGAACCCUUUUUGGUUCCAGGUAGAACCCUUUUUGGGUUCCAUAUAUGAACCCUCUGUGGAAAGGGUACUACAUUGAACCCAAAAGGGUUCUACCUGCAACCAAAAGGGUUCUACCUGGAACAAAAAAGGGUUCUCCAAAGGGUUCUCAUAUGGGGACAGCUGAAGACUUUUAGGUUCUACAUAGCACCUUUUUUUUUCUAAGAGUGUACUGAAAAGUGCUAAAUGUGAAAAGAUUAAUGUCAUAUUCUGCAUUUACUAUAGGCCUAUUGUUGAUGUUUUUGUUGGUGACACUUAGAUAUCUCAAUAAGCUGUUUUAAGUCUAGCAAAAGUGUGUGAGUUUGAGCAUGUGUCCAUUAGGCCUUUGGAUUUUUCUUUUUUUUUCAGCAUGAAUGAGGUUGAGCAAAAAAAGCCCCACUCGUGGUUUUCUUAAAUAAACUCGUUUUUGACAAUAUGGAGGACAAAACCACUGAGGAGUUUAGAAGGGAGGAACUCCCUCAAACUUUUGUUCUAUAGGCUGGGAUCUAUACUAUGCAGCUGCUGCAAGAGUGCAUUUUUCAUUGGUUGUCCACAGGUCGCAAAAACAAUGAUAGGCAGUUAUUAAUAAAUUAAUAAACGAAACUAUCGUAUUUUGCCUAUUUCACCACUUGUAGAAUGCAUACUGGCAUUUUAAUAUAGCCCAGGAAAAGGGAAUCCGGACACACUGUGGACACGGUAGACACAUUUAAAUGUAGGUGUAGACGCAUGACGCGUUCGGAAUUCCAUGAACAGAACUCUAUGAUCAGAAUACUAAAGCUGCGUGAACUGUCAAGUCUAGACACGGCCUAUAUGUAGCAAAUGUAUCUGACGCUGUCUGGACAGAAAUAGUAUGACAUGCCAUACUCUUUUGGUCCAGACAGCAUCAAAUACAUGGUCUCCACAUACUGAGACAGAGGGGCGCUGUUUCACUCGCUUGGACGCUUUAACUGAGAUUGAUGCAUCUUUCUGUCCGUGCAUGUCUCGGUCAAAUAAAUGAUCAAUAUUUCAAUGUUUUAUUUGUAUGGGCAAGGAGGUAUGGUAGGGCGGGCCAGGCCCCCUAAGGCCCGCCCAUAACGCCGGCCCUGCCAGUGGCACUGACUGAAAUUGGUAUAUUGGUGCAAGUUUUUAAGCACACACCUCAAAUAUUGACACCCCUCCCACCACAGAGCAAGUGAGCUGAUGUUAGACAGGUAAAUUGCUGAACCUGGCGUAAGGGGUGGAAAAUGCUAGUGCGGCAGUUUUUACAUGACGAAAUUGCAAACUAAUGUGCGUUUGACACUUGUGUGUUUUCUUAUUCUGGGUGUGUUUUUUGUGUUAUACCCAUGACAGAUUGUCCUACCUGUGUAUAAUGAAUACAUUUAAUUAAUUCCAUUAAAAAAAUAAGAUAAUUGGUGAUAUAAGUCAUGACUCACCCCAUCUGUCUAUGCUGGCUUGUUUUGUUCCUAUCUCCCUCUCUAUGCCCAUUCAGAUUGACAUCCUGAUUAACAAUGGUGGCCGCAGCCAGCGUUCUCUGUGCCUGGAGACCGGUGUGGAUGUGUACCAGGCCCUGAUGAAACACACCUUCCUGGGCACAGUGUUAUUCACCAAGCAGGUGUUGCCCCACAUGAUGCAACGAGGGUCAUGCAGUGUGGUCGGCCUAGCUGCAGCACCACUGGCAACCGGAUACUCUGCCAGUAAACAUGCUCUUCAGGUGAGAUCAAUCAUGGGCUGCCCUCUGCCCGUUUGUAGAUGUACACCAUCUAGACACAUACAUUGAGUGAGACAUGAGAUAAAUCUCUUCUGUCCACAGGGCUUCUUCAAUUCUCUUCGCUCAGAGCUGACUUCCUAAGGAGAGUCAUCAGCACAGAAUGUCCAGGGCCUGAACAGUCACAGAUAGUCCAGUCUUUCAAAUAAUAGUCAUUCAAGUGAACAUGCAUUUUUGUAAAAGUGUUGACAUUAAUUUCCUUCUUAUCCCUUUCCUAUCUAAGGCCAUUCCCACUGCUGGGGACCAGCAACACAAGAUAUCCACUAGUCGUUGUGUGUGUCUCAUCCUGGUGGGUAUAACCGAUGGCGCCAAGGAGAUGUGGAUCGCCCGGCAGACCUUUCUGCUGUUCUACUAUGUGUGGCAGUAUGCUCCCACCUGGGCCUGGUUCAUCACUGACAUCCUGGGCAGGAAGAGGGUGCAGAACUUCUAG
This is a messenger RNA of Coregonus sp. 'balchen', 17157 nucleotides long. The record is from the annotation of a GenBank genome assembly. Lineage: Eukaryota; Metazoa; Chordata; Actinopteri; Salmoniformes; Salmonidae.